This is a messenger RNA of Ylistrum balloti, 2028 nucleotides long. RefSeq names its product zinc finger protein 43-like. The record is from RefSeq and is a predicted model, not a curated record. Lineage: Eukaryota; Metazoa; Mollusca; Bivalvia; Pectinida; Pectinidae. The coding region runs from base 1 to 2028 and encodes 675 amino acids. The transcript is spliced from 4 exons.
AUGGAGGUUGUUAUGGUCAACGAUGUUUUGCCUUUACAACAUGGUGGAGGUUCCAGCUGUGGAGGAGAUUCACUCAAGGGGUAUAAUCUAGAACAGACACAAAAGGACGAUAGAAAUAUACUACUGUCGAUAAAGAAAGAAAAGGAAUAUUUUGAAGACGAUCGGAGAUAUGAACUUAUUCAGGAAGGGCGGUUGAACAAAAGACAGUGUCAGACCUCAAAUGAGACUGAGGAGGAUAUUUUUCCUGGUGUUCGUAAUGAAAAACCAGCUAAAAUUAACACCUUUGAAUGCCUUAUAUGCUGUGAAAAGUUUCAUUCUUCCUCAAGUUUUCAAAUGCAUAUCAAAUCUCGCACUGGCGAAAUAUGCGAUAUUUGUGGAAAAGAGUGUUGUCAUGAAGCUGACCUAUCCAGACAUCUCAGGACACACAUUAAGGAAACAUUCUCCGUUGCAAACGCGCAAGAAAAAUGGCUUUCAUGUGACAAGACAUUUGAUUCACCUCCAAGCCUGGUGAAACAUAAGGAGGUCGACAUAGGCCCUAAUCAACAUAAAAGAGUCAUUUGUCAGCAGGAGUUUAAUGAGAUGGAAGAUCUCAAAAGACAUCACAAAAGUCAUACUGGAGAAAAUGGUUACGAAUGCAAGGUCUUUUCAAAAGAAUAUAACUCGAAGACGUGUUAUCUCAGACACCAUGAAACGCACGAGCGACCACAGGAUGACAAGAGUGAAAAAGCUACAUCUCAUACCAGUUCUGGAAUAAACCCAGAACACAUAUCACCACCAAAUUCUAGCGAUACGUACCCGCGGACGUGCAGGGAUAUGGGCAACAUCAACCAAUACACCAGAAUACCUGAUGGUAACAACAAACAUAGCUGUGAUGUGUGCGGGAAAGAUUUCGAUUUGAUUGGUGAUUUAAACAGUCAUCUUCUAAUGCACGGGCGUAGAGAACAAACAUGCAACGCUAAGUCCAACACACAUGCAACUGACUCUGGAUGGACAGCAAAAAGAGCCAGAACGGACACUGAUGAGGUUGCAUGUGUAACAUUCAAGGAAGAACCGACCGAACCACUGGGCGAUCUUAAGUUGGCCGUUUCGGAAUAUGAUGUGGGUGGUCUCGCUAGAGGAAACCUAGGGAAGAUGAACCAGACGCUGACCACUACGAAUCCUCAAACUCCACGUCCAUACAAUCGUCUCAGGGAAGGUGAAGACGAGAUGGGAAAUGAAGACAGCAACACCGCAGCUAAAGAACGUUCGAAGUUUGAAGAAACUCGUAAGAUGACAAGAGAAUCUGAUCUUCAACAAAACAAUAUCAUAAUAAAGAAGGAACAAAGCGAGAUCCCAUGUAGUACUCAAUUUAGUGUAACGGGCUGCUUAGAAAUAAAUUCAAACAACAGGGAAAACUCACCCUUAGACGAACACACAGCCAAGGUAGAGGCAAUCGUCAAGAUGUCAAUGACACCUUCGUGUGAUAUCAAAUGCAAACUCUGUGGGGAACAUUUUACAACAAAAACAGAUUACGCCAAACAUAUGUUAGAUCAUACACGAGACAAACCUUUCAAGUGCGCUAUUUGUAGUGUAAAGUUUUAUUUAGUAGAUGAUCUGAAGAAUCACGUUGAGAUGCAUGUAUACAAGGCAGAAGGACAACACAAAUGCCCAGCCUGCAACAAAGCAUUUGGAAGCGCUGAGUCCCUAAAGGAGCACUGCAAGAUACACGCCCUAGACGAAAGUCAACAAACUGCAAGCAAGGGUUCCAAGAAAAAGACACAUAAAACCAGGAAAGGUGUAAACGUGGAUUCACAAAUCAAGGAGUAUAAAGUACACAAAUCAAAACUUGUGUCAUCACACUCUGAAGUGAGUCUUUUCACGUGUGAUAUAUGUACAAGGAAAUUCCGAUGGAUUCAAAGUUUUCGUAGACAUAUGAAGAUGCACUCAGGUGAAAAUCCUUACAAGUGUGACAAAUGUGACAAGAGAUAUUACGAAGCAAGUGAUUUGAACAGACAUAUGAAAACACAUAAAAGAAAAAGGUCCGUAUGA